Messenger RNA from Mesorhabditis belari, 840 nucleotides. NCBI's taxonomy places the organism in Eukaryota, Metazoa, Nematoda, Chromadorea, Rhabditida, Rhabditidae. The record is from the annotation of a GenBank genome assembly.
AUGGAAGUGUUGCCGAUCCCACGCGAUGACAUUAAAGAAGCGAUCGAUGAUGUAAUCAAGGAACGCGGCCUUGACGUCAUCACCUCAACGAUCAUUCGCAAUUAUUUAAAGGAAAAAUUCGAUAAGGAUUUCACUUCUUUUAAAAAGCAAAUCGAUGAGAUUACAAGGGAACAGAUUGAGAAAGUGAUGGCAAAGAACAAAGCGAACAAGGAACAGAGUGACUCGGAAAAGGACAAUGGAAAUCAAAGCGGAAGCAGCUUAUCGGAUUCGGACGUUGAGGACAAGGCUCCGCCAACAAAAGCUCCCGAAGUGAAAGCGACAAAAGAGCGUCGUCGCAAAGUUACCCCCGAUGUUGACAGUGACGACGAUUUAAUGACCAAAGUGAAGAGACGCCGCGGAGCGCAAACCACGACCACACGCAAGACAAAGAGCAAGGCACCGCGCAAAGCGGGCAACUCCGCGUUUAGCCGGGUUUUCUACUGUACAGAAGAUCUUCAGGCAAUCACCGGCAAGCCUUACAUGCGUCGAUGUGAUGUGGUGAAAUCAAUGUGGAAGUACAUCGACGCCAAUAAUUUGAAGAACCCGAAAAAUAAGCGAAUGAUUAAUUGUGAUGAGAAUUUGAAGAAAAUCUUCAAAAAGGCGAACUUCUUGGGUUUUGGUAUGAUGAGCGUGCUCACCAAUCACAUUCUUGAUCCAAACGAGCUCGGCGGGGAUCAUGUAGAGCUGGCGAAUGAGGCAAAAAAGCUGCUCAUUGAGGAACUCAACAAAGACAUCAUCAACGACAAUGCCGAUGGAGAGUUCGUGAACAAAGGGAAAGAUGGAGAUGCCAGCGAUUCGGAU